Triplophysa rosa is the source of this 7324-nucleotide messenger RNA. RefSeq names its product rho GTPase-activating protein 6. Gene Ontology annotation, biological process: signal transduction. The transcript is spliced from 13 exons. The record is from RefSeq and is a predicted model, not a curated record. NCBI's taxonomy places the organism in Eukaryota, Metazoa, Chordata, Actinopteri, Cypriniformes, Nemacheilidae. Bases 695 to 3136 code for a protein of 813 amino acids.
AAAGUAGUUUUAAUUUGUUAAAAAGUAUUUAGAUAGUUGGGAUGAGACGGGAACCUCCCUGGACUACUCCCUGAACAUUCUCUACAGAAAUCCUUUACAAGUAAGACUAACUCCCCUGAAGGUCAAUGAACGACACACACACACAUGCACACUGGAAGUUGACUUGUGUUUUUGUUCAGACACACACACGCACACACACACAUGUCUGGUUUACUAUCCCCGUGGGGACAGUCCAUAGGCGUAAUGUUUUUUAUACUGUACAAACUGUAUAUUCUAUCCCCUAUCCCUAACCCUAUCCCUAAACCUAAAGAUCAUAGAACACUUUUUGCAUUUUUAGAUUUGUAAAAAAUAUUGUUCUGUACAAUUUAUAAGCUUUUUUGCCCCUGGGGACCUCAAUUUUGGUCCCCACAGUGACACGAGUCCCCAUGUGUUGGUGUGCGUUCAGGUUUAGGUCCCCACCGGGAUAUACAAACAUGAACACACAUACACACGCGCACACACACGCACGCACACACAAGCACACACACAGCGGCUCCGGCGGGGCGGGCGAUGGAGGUGCGCAGCGCCGCGCACAGGCGCGUUCACAAAUAUAGUUGAGAAACUUCACAGACGCGCUCUUUGGCACGACUCAUGGAAACAUUUACAGAGGAGAUGGAUGAGAAAACACAAUUCGUUUCAUUUCAGAUCGUAAUGAAUGACGUUUAGAUGUAGUCGCGUUUCCUCUAAUGGCUUUGUCGUGCGCGUCCGCGGCCGUUUUUGCGCAGUGAUGUCCGCGCACGGAUUGUUGAACAGCGUUUUCUCGUGCUCGCCAUCGGCGUCGAAGACACGCGUGAAGAAGAAAGUGCGUCAGACGCGCAGUCUGGAUUCCGCGCUGAUGGGAAGCUGCGGCGGGUCCGGAGAUCACCAGAGGUCCCACUGCUCGACAGGUGGCCCAACAUCACCCGAAAGCCCCAAACCGACCCCGCGCGUCUCCACCUCGAGUUUAUCCGCAUCUUCGGACGCGUCGUCCUCCAUCAGUAUCCACCAUGACUGCAAAAGCGGCAAACGCAACGCGUCGAGGGACGCGUCGCUCAACCUCGCCGGAUCGAGCAGCAUCUUCUCGCCCAGAAAGUGGCUUCAGAGGAAGUUGCCACAUUCGGAGAUCUCUUCCCACAAUAAUAAAAGUGAGGGAGAUUUGACCUGGAAGAGAACAUCUGGACAUCAUUUCCAUUUGCAGUCAGUUUCUAUUCAGAGUUUGUCUGAAUUGGAGAGAGUUCGACUGCAGGAGGUCGCUCUGGUCCGACUGUUAAAAGAUUUUGAUUUGGGAUGCCAGAUCAGCAUCCCUAAAGACGGUCAGAAGCGUAAGAAAUCACUCCGGAGGAAACUGGACUCCUUAUCAAAAGAAAAGAAAGACAGAGAAUCGGAGCCUCAGGCGUUCGGCGUGCCGCUCUCACAGGUGAUUUUUAAUGACCGGCGUCUGAAGCAGCUUCACGAGGGUCAGCGGUGUCCUGCGGGUCGACCGGCGUCUCUCUGGCAUCUGGCCGGCCGGAGAUCCAAUAACAAAGAGCUUUCUAGCAGUAACUCCUCCCUCAGCUCCGCCUCCGAGACGCCCAAUGAGUCCAGCUCACCCGGCACACCCGAGACGGCCCUGCGCUCGCAGAGACGGGGUGGGAUGUCUGUGGACUGCAUCACUGAUCUGGAUGACGGUCAGACGUGUCUCCUGGAGGCUCUUCAGUUGUCCAUGCCGGUGGAUUCAGCCGGCGAGAAGAAGACGAGCGAUAAGAAACUGAGUUUAAAUCCGCUCUGCAGACAGGUGCCGCGUGUUCUGGACAGCUGCUGUCAACAUCUGGAGAGAUACGGUUUGCAGACGGUCGGCAUUUUCCGUGUCGGAAGCUCCAAGAAGAGAGUGAGACAGCUGCGUGAGGAGUUUGAUGAAGGUGUGGAUGUGCAUCUGGAUCAGCAGCACAGCGUUCAUGACGUGGCGGCUCUGUUGAAGGAGUUUCUGCGAGAUCUUCCUGAUCCUCUGCUCACCAGAGAGCUUUAUUAUGCUUUCAUCAGCUGCGCAUCUCUGAACGGGACGGAGCGACACGCUGCCCUGCAGCACCUCAUCUGUCUGCUUCCUGCCUGCAACAGCGACACGCUGCAGUGUUUACUUCACUUCCUGUCUAAGGUGGCCAAUCACGCGGAAGAUUCCCGGGACGGUGACGGACACAAGGUCAUUGGCAAUAAGAUGACAUCACUGAACCUGGCGACGAUAUUUGGUCCGAACCUGCUUCACAAGCAGAAGAUGUGUGAGAAAGAGUUCAGUCUUCAGAGUUCUGCUCGUGUUGAAGACAGCGCCGCCAUCAUCACUGUCGUCCAACACAUGAUCGACUCGCAUGAAACAUUAUUCAUGAUUUCGGCUGAGCUGCAGACUGAAGUUCUUCAGAGUUUGUUGGACACAGACAGUGAUGUGGUGGAUUAUCUGCUGAGAAGAAAAACACCACAGAGUGACACUUCCAGAUCCUCCAGUGGAGAGAUCUCUCCGUAUGAAAACAACUCUCCCACUCGCUCAGAGUGCAUGUGUCCAUCCAUCCAAAGCCAUCAAAACAUCCCAGUCAGCCUAGACAGUCUCACCGGGGACAUCACGGAGAAUUCACUGGACCGGAACGGGGAAACGGUUCAUGAGAAGGCCAGCGUCUGGAGAAGCCGACACGCUGCUCUUCUGUCAGGAGUUCAUGACAAACUAUUCACAGGCUCUGAUGGAAACCUGUAUAAACGUGUCUCCUCCGAGUCGGACUGUGUGAACUACAGCAACACAAAGCAGUCGUGUGCAGACAGCAGACCACUGCACUUCCCCUGCCGCAGUCACGGUCCAAUCACAUCCGGCUGCCGGACGACACUGCACCAAUCAGAGGAGGCCGUAUCACCUCCUGUCAGCCCCUCAUUUUCAGACAAAGAAGAGAAACCUCCUGUUGCCUCUGUGACGUUUGCCGGGUCUGUAGAACCUCACCGUGUCACUUCCUGUCACGACAGACAGGAGGCGGAGUCAGACGUCACCGUGACAACGAAGAGUUUAACAGGAGAUGAACGAGCAGCCUGGCCAACAGACAGAUGGUUAAUAUGGCAGCUGCUAUCAUCAGACAGCGUGGACACAUUACCAGAGACCAUCGUGUAAAUAAAACAGCAUGAAGAAUUCUGAUUUUUUAGAUUUGUGUGAAAAUGAAUUGGCCACGCCCCACAGGAUGUUGAAGUAGAAUGACAGGAAGUGGAAUUUGCUGACAGUGUUUUCAUCACUCCAGCCCUAAUCCUAUUACAACUCAAAUGAUUCAAUCUUUAAUUUGACAGAAUUUACUACAGAAAUCAAUUUCUUGGUGUUUUUGACCAAGUCUUUUUGUUUUACAGUACAAAUACCAAAACGUUCUUAAAUCAAGAUGCAUUAACCUGAGGAGUAAAAUGACUAAAAGAUAUGAAGUCUUAUUUAAAAAGAAUACAAAUAAAAGAGAGAAAAACAGGUUCUUUUUUACCCAGUUGGCAGAUAUGCUUUUCUUGUUUUCUUGUUUUGAUUUUUUUCCCAGAGAACGUAACUAAAUAUUUUGUCAUUGUGCUUCUCUGGUACUGUAAAUGUAUGUUGCUUUAAGAAUGUUUAGAUAUUUCUUUCUGGACAGCAAAACUGAAAUAUUAAGAUUAUUUUUUUGCUGUGUUUGCCUAUUUUUUCCAUGCAUAGUGUUUUUUAUAUGAUAUUUUUGCAUCUUUUAACAAAGAGUGUUUUUUUACAGCAGGUGCUGUUUCGUCCAGUUCACUUGUUUUCUUACAAUCCUUCUUCAUUCAGGUCCGUUUGAUUUAUUCUUUAAAUUGAUCAUCAACCAAAUAACCUGCUAAAGAAGACAGUCAUUUUUUAUAUACCAUAUCCUCGGAAAAACACUUUAUACUUAUCUAUAUUUUAGGCUACCUGCUUUUUUUUUAAGUGCCAUAAAUUUAAUCUCUAAAUGUAUGGAGGGAUCUAUUUUAGAUUUAUAUACAGUGUCAAACGUCCAUGCCCAUUGGUCUAUAAAAUGAAUGCAUUACAUAUAGUAUAUAUAUAAUACUACAUAAAAAUUUCUAUAGGUGGCAUUUAUAAGAUAAAAAUGUAUUAUUGUGUUUUACCACAAAAGUAGUUAUUUGAAUUUCUUCAUUUUAUUUCUUUAAUUCCGUUUUAUAUUACCCUGCACAAAAAUCAUAUGACAUAGAAACGAAGUUCUGUUUUCUAAAGUUGCUUCAAGUUAUUACCAGCGAGUGGUAUAUGAAGUAGAACAAAAGAUUAUAAAAACUUGAUUUGUCGAUUCCUAAGAGACAAAUGCAUUGCAUCAUCACAUUUAUUUAUUUAUUCUUGUUAUUUAUUAAAUUAGCCACUUUAGUAUUUUACCACUGUUUGUAAUGUUUAUUUUGUAAUGUGGGUUUGUCCAGAAUCAGCCUACAUAUUCAGAAUUUAAGCUAAUGCUUUAAUAAUGCAUAGGAAACGGUUAUUAUUCUUCAUUUUUCAAUCAUUAAUCAUGUUUCUAUAGUGCACGUUCAGAGACUUCAUACAGUACAGCUCAACAGAUCAUCAUCACCCGUCCGUCCAAAACACGUACAAAUUAUAGCUGAGUUAACUAUACCAGCUUGUGUGUUUUUAAACCACACAAAGAGCAAACGAUGUAUUAUUCUUUCCUUUUUUAUUUUAGACUUUUAAAUUGUGUACAGCACAGAGCAAUGUCAUGCAUAACAAAGAUGGUCACAUUUAAAAGAUCUUUUAUCACUCUAUAUAGUAUUUUUAUUUUGUUCUGUACAUACUGUAUUAGUGAAAAAGUUUGUAGUCUUGCGGUACUUUGUAACUCGUGCAGCAAAAAAACAUUGAAAAGAUUGAGAACUUUCAGACACUUUAUAAACACAUGGAAGCUUUUCUUUUGAUGUUGUUCUAUAUUAUUUUGACUGUGUCAUAACCUUUAUUUUUUGUUUGGUGCAUAUUAUAAACUUCUUUGAUUGUGUAUUAUCACAGAAAUAUCUCUGAGGUAAAACAGAAUAAAAGGGAGCAGAGAAAGUGUCAGAAUGUCGUUUGUUGCAUGACAUCAAAGACUUGUCUUCAGCAUUGGCCAGUUGUUUUGGCUUCUGGGAGGUCACAUCCUCUCAAGACAGGAAGUUUAGAGAGGAUGAACAAUUGCGCUUGUUCACACACAGUGUGAGGUGGUAAAUGUGAAGCUCUUUGGUCGUGUUUCAACUUUUGUCCGUCACAUUUUAUACAGUUCACAGCCAGGGCAGUGUCAUAUCGUCAAAUAAUAUUUUGUCAUUUAAGAUCAUAGCUUUGUUUUACAUUUUUCCAAAUUUGAAAAACGUUUUUUCUGACUUCGGAAUCACCGUUGAAUCAAUAUUUUUUGGUGUUUGUCUGUCCCUUUAAGUAAAUGACCUCAUUUCAAAGCUCCUAAUGUUUUUCCGCCUCUUCUGGAUUUGGUGCCGGUCAGAUGAUGUAGGUUUUAUUAAGCUACAGUUAAUUCAAAUCUAUUUCUAUCCAUUGCUUUAAUGUCAUUUUAACACAUGCUCUCUAUUAUUUUAAGUGUGUAAUAUUUGUUUUAAUUACUGGAUUAUUGUGAUUAUUGGAUUAUUGUUGGAUUAUUAACCACAACGCGGACUAUAUCAGUUAUAAUAGUACACAAAUAGCAAAUAGAACCUAAAUAUAAGUAUAUCUAAAUCUGUAAAAACAGAAUUUCUCUCCACAGUAAGUAAAACAGGUCCACUAGUUUAACAAUAUUGUGAGAUUUGUGAGAACUGUAUUAAACUAAUCUUGAGUUACUUCGUUUUCUUCACCACUAGGGGGCGCGAGAGUGACGCUCAAACCAGAAUAAUGUCAAACCGCAAAUCUUCACAGAUGUUAAACAAUUAAUCCAGCAAUUCAACACAACAGACAGACUGAUUUAUUUAACGGAAAACUGUGGUUUGUUUGGAAAUAGUAUCUACAUUCAGAUUUGAUUAAUUAUAUGGUAAAAUAAUUAUGGGGUAUAAUUUAAACAAGUAUGGGGAAAAUAUCGUGGUCCAUAAGGUACUGUAUCAACUACAGUAUAUGUGGGAUUCCCAAGGUUACAGAAAACCUGGAAAUACCAAAGAAUUUCAGUGUUAAAUUACAUUACUCAAAAAGUGUGAAUAAUGAUGUAAUUAGUCAUAUUUAUAAUGCAAUUAAGGAACAGUUCACCAAACACAUUUUUAAUACUUUAUAAUAGUCGUUCAUGUCGUUUUUGAGAAUUGUAUUUCUGACUGAGCUGUUUUUUUUCAGAGAAACCACUCUGUAAAGACUGACAUCUGGUUGUUGUCACAACUUGCUGCGAUCUUGCUGAAACAAGCGAGUUUCCCCGCCUGCACUUAACAUCAUGAGCCCAAUCUGCGCCACAGCUGCGGACGAUGCGUUUCACAUUUAACUAACAAUGUCGGCCAACACUUUUAACGCACAAUUAAAACAAGAGAUGGAGAAAGUUGUUUUUUUUGUAGGUUUUAAGUUCAUAUUGUGCAGAACAGGAAUGUCUUAGUGCUAACAACUUGCUUAAUGUAACAGACCAAUGCAACAACAAACGAAGAGUUUGGUUCCAAAACUUAAAAAUGUUCAAGUCAUGUUUUAUUGUGCAUUCCAAUUCAUAUCAAUCGAACUACAGUUGUUUUGUUUUGAUUUAAGCCACAAUAACUCAAAGAAUACAGCUUACUAACACAAAAAAACAUGAUUUUUGAACAUUUUUUAAAACGGAGUUAUCUCAUUUUGGAACCAAAUUCUUCAAAUAUUUACAACCUUUAUACAAUUCUGUCGCGCAAAAUAUGCAAAUUUACUACAAUAUACUAAAAUAAACGCGAUACUCUCAGGCACGUGUCAUGUUAAUCACCGGUGCGAUUCCAAUGACGUGACAUUGCGCGCGCCAUAUGUUUGGCUCGUGCGGAUUCUGAGGAGAAUGAUGAGAGCCACGUUGAUGGCAUCCUAAAAGUGUCACAUUACUUUUUGUUUCAUGGCACACGUCAUGCGUUGGGAGCAGAUUGACGGCGGUGUUUGCCGGUGUGAGGGACGCGGACGGUGACGCGGUGAUUUCAGAUUGAGUUGGUUUUUUGAAUCACCCCCCCUGUUGUAUUUAAAAAAUAUUUAAGACAAUACAUAACAACUUAUCCUAUUAGAUCUAUUUGAUAAAUAUAAUUUAUUAUGAUAUUUUCUCCUUUGUGUGAUCUAUAUUUAAUAAUAUGGCGUUUAUUUAAAGUGUUUAUUUUUACUUAGUUACUUACUUUAUUAUUUAUUUUAUUUUUGUCUGUUUAUUUCUUUAAUUUUAUAUAUAUUUUGUGUUGUUUUUUCUUAUUCUUCUGUGCCUAUGCCCCUUUAAGUAAU